Molecule: messenger RNA, 930 nt
Organism: Fulvia fulva
Lineage: Eukaryota; Fungi; Ascomycota; Dothideomycetes; Mycosphaerellales; Mycosphaerellaceae
Exons: 1
Coding region: 1-930 (309 amino acids)
Biological process (GO): mitochondrion organization; lipid homeostasis
Cellular component (GO): mitochondrial outer membrane
Source: RefSeq, a predicted model, not a curated record
AUGGCAGACGACCUCUCCGAUCUCGAAAAGCUAGAAUCAGGUCUCCACGCCCUCGAGCCGAUCCCCACCCACGAAGCCGUCUUCGAACAACAACCUUCCUCCCAUGACGAUAAACCCUCCCACCCCAAACGAACGUCAACAACAGGUCUCGGUCUCUCCCAGCACUCCGCGAUAUGGUACCUCACGCGCGUCCAGAAGUACUCGACCUACGUCUUUUCCGCUUUCGCCGUAAUGCACAUCACCAAUACCUCCCUCAUCCCUCUCGCCCUGCAAUCCGUCCCCGCCAGCGAACCUUACCUCCUCCUCACGCGGCCAUACUACCAAGGACCGCCCGCUGAGCCGUUGGUUGUGAUGCUUCCGCUGUACUCGCAUAUCAUCUCGGGCAUUGCGUUGAGGGUGCUGCGAAGGAAUAUUGCAGCGAAGCGGUAUGGCGAAGCACACAGCAAGGAGAACAAAGCUAGCUUCUUCACGCGUUUCUGGCCGAGUGUUAGUGGGAUAAGUAAACUGGGAUACCUCUUCACACCGCUGGCGAUUGGACACAUGUUCAUCAACCGCGCCAUCCCGAAUCACUUCUACGACAAUGCCGAUAACGUCAACCUGUCAUACGUCAGCCAUGCCUCCGCGCGGCAUCCCAUCAUCUCAUAUGCGGGCUUCAGCGCCUUGCUUGGUGUAGGAUGCUUUCACAUUGUAUGGGGAUGGGCGAAGUGGCUUGGCUGGACGCCGGAUCAGAGUACGGAUAUGAGUGGACACAGAGCGGUCGGGAAGAAGAGGAGGUGGUAUGCGAUUAAUGUCAUUGCGGCUGCAGUGAUGGGGCUGUGGAUGGCUGGUGCGUUUGGGGUCGUGGCAAGAGGUGGGGAGGCGAUGGGAUGGGUCGCGAGGCAGUAUGAUGAGAUGUAUAGGAUGGUGCCGAUUGUGGGAAGGUGGAUGUGA